Messenger RNA from Leptomonas pyrrhocoris, 555 nucleotides. RefSeq lists its product as hypothetical. The transcript has a single exon. The record is from RefSeq and is a predicted model, not a curated record. Bases 1 to 555 code for a protein of 184 amino acids. NCBI's taxonomy places the organism in Eukaryota, Euglenozoa, Kinetoplastea, Trypanosomatida, Trypanosomatidae.
AUGGAUGCGUCGUUCAGGGUCGCAACAGGGAGGCCGGGGGCGGGUGCGUUUCAUUUGGCGCCCCCGCGGCCUCCUGUUUUUUCCCCGCGAAUAGCAGCUCUCUGUCUUGUGGCCGUAGCGCUUGCAGUACGAGCAGUACAUGCCGGCGUCGGAAUUGCGGGGGCGUUGCGCCGGGGAGGUCGAGCGGGAUCGGGGGCCGGCCUGUGUUCCUCGCCUUUUUGGCGCGUCCUUCGGGUGCUUGGAGAGGGGCUUGCUUUUGGCGACGGCCGCCAGGAGAACGUCGUCCGGAUCUUCCUCGACAUCCACCAGCAUCUGGACAGACUUGACGUCGAGCGAGGGGUCGUGCAGCUUCAUCCCUGUGAGGCGAAGCUGGUGCAGAAGCGACUGCCCCAGAUCCGCGCAACUCAUCCGUGGAGCAGCGCUGCUUCGCUAUUUCCAUGGUCCACAUGCGGAGCUGCUCGUACAUCCGUAUCGAUACCGGGUCUGUCGUGGCGGGGCCGGUCAUGUAUUUGCUGCGUAACUCGAGCAGCGAAAGAGGUGCAUUGCGGGGAGUAA